CCCGAGCGUGUGUUGAAUGAUAAGAAGACAAUGAUAAUGCUUUCUUUUAUAAAUAGCUUAAAGAUCAACAGAAUUUUCUCAGUUAAUCUCAAAGCUUGGUCAUGGCUAAACAGAAUACAGCAUUAAUAAAUAUAGUUAGCUUUCUUUUCGCGGCGUGUUGCAUAUGCUUUUGUUGCGGAAAUUGUGAUAUUCCACCUGAUCAGCAGCAACCAGGUGUGGAUGAUUUUAUUGAAAACAUAUCAGCGCAUUACAAAAAUGAAAUCCGAAUUAUUGAAGCCCAGCUUGCGCAAAUGGAAUUUGCAUUUCAAAAGGAACUUACCGUUGUAGCAUAUAACCAAGAGUUGGCCGCCAAAACUACUAGACAACUUGAAUCCCGCAUGAGAAGUACAGCAACUCUCAACUUCAAGGCCAAAUUAUGUGUUCAGCAUUUUAUGACUAAUGUCACACUGGAGAAUGUGAAUAUGCAAACAAAAUUGCGUACAUGUGUAGAUACUGCAAAAACAAAUUCAAAAACUGUUGCCGAAAAUGCAAGGAAUCAAAUAAGAAAUUCCAGAACUCAGUUGCAAGAGCUUCUAAAUACAGACAUGACGUUAUGUCGGAAGAAUAAUGCAAACAAUGUGCAGAAAUUAACUGAGUGCGCUAGAGAAAAGUUAAAAGUUCGUGAGCUUAAUGUUCAGAAUAUGCUAAAAGCAGCUGGAAGAGAUAUUGAAGGUUGCAUGUGCAAAGUCGACAUAGCAGCAUUAACCGCGCAAGAAUGUUCAUUUCUUGUUAUUCUGGAAGUUUAUACGCUCUUAUCGGAACAAGUUACAAAUAUAAACACGUGUAUCGGUGAAAGACUGUUGGAAAUAAAGUAAAAUAAGUUAAAUUU
Molecule: messenger RNA, 868 nt
Organism: Episyrphus balteatus (marmalade hoverfly)
Lineage: Eukaryota; Metazoa; Arthropoda; Insecta; Diptera; Syrphidae
Exons: 3
Coding region: 102-854 (250 amino acids)
Source: RefSeq, a predicted model, not a curated record